CUCUUUCUUUUCCCCCUCGUUCAAAGCUCUCUCCUUUUCUUUUAUUCUAUUCUCUCUGCUUCUUCAUUUGUUUUGAUUCCUUUGAUCAAAAACUCAUCUUUUUUUCUCUUCUUUGUUUCCAUUUUGUGGCUGGUUUCAGUCAAAGACAUCACCUUUUCGCAGCUUUGGCUCUCUUUCCUUUCUCUUGGAUUGCUCUGUUUUGUUCUGUUUUGAGUCAUUCUCAUACAAAAAACCAACCAUUUCCUCACUCAAAAUCCCGCCUUCGAUUCUGAUUACAAAUGGGGUUCUCCAAAAAGCCACAAGUAGAUGGAGCAUUAGACUCUGAAGGGAAGAAAUGGGUAAUAGCCGGUAUUGCUAUAAGGACUUCAUUGAAGCCAAUAAACACAAAACCAAGAGGAAAAGAAAUCGAAGAAGAUGAAGAAGAAGCAUGUUCAACCACUCCAACUUCAAAAGAAGCAAGAAUACCAGACAAACUACCUUGCCCUCCUGCUCCAAGAAAGCGAAGGCCUCCUUCAAGAUGCCAUUACACUGGAGUUAGGGAGUUCUUUACUCCUCCUGAUUUGGAAACAGUAUUUAAGCUUCAUGUUGAGAAAGCAAAUUGAGUUUGAAAUUAGCUUUCCUUAUUUUCCCUUAGAGUAAAAGUUUGAGCUUUUAGGUUAGGAGGUUUUGUUGUGCCUUUUUUUUUUUUUUUCCCUUUUGCAUUAGUAACUCCUCUAAUCAAUAUAGUGGAGAAGAGUUGAAGGUGUACAAAGACAUGAUAUUAAAUGACUAGUGUAGUUUACUUUAGUUCAGUUGAAGUUCAUUUUUUUUUUUGGUUGUAUAUAUUCUCAAGUUUCUUGCUUUAUUUAGCUAGUAGUAGUUCAUACUUUUUUCUCUUGGUGCUUGUAUUGGAAUGGUACGGAUUAUGGGUCUUCUUGUACCGCUUUAGAUGUUUGAAUUGAAGCUUGAAGAUUAUUAGAAAAGUUUUGGUUUUUGGUCA
Molecule: messenger RNA, 979 nt
Organism: Theobroma cacao (cacao)
Lineage: Eukaryota; Viridiplantae; Streptophyta; Magnoliopsida; Malvales; Malvaceae
Product: cyclin-dependent kinase inhibitor SMR3-like protein
Biological process (GO): regulation of DNA endoreduplication
Source: RefSeq, a predicted model, not a curated record